Molecule: messenger RNA, 1400 nt
Organism: Calypte anna (Anna's hummingbird)
Lineage: Eukaryota; Metazoa; Chordata; Aves; Apodiformes; Trochilidae
Product: partitioning defective 6 homolog beta
Exons: 3
Coding region: 44-1114 (356 amino acids)
Biological process (GO): centrosome cycle; regulation of cellular localization; establishment or maintenance of cell polarity
Cellular component (GO): cell cortex; apical plasma membrane; nucleus
Molecular function (GO): protein kinase C binding
Source: RefSeq, a predicted model, not a curated record
GGUACGGCCCCGGCCCGGCCCGGCCCCGGCCGCGGCCCGCAGCAUGGCCAAGCAUCACCGCACACCGGCGCGUUCCGCCGAGCCCGUCAUCGAGGUGAAGAGCAAGUUUGAUGCUGAAUUUCGCCGCUUUGCCAUGAAGCGCUCUGGUGCUGGCAGCUUCCAGGACUUCUACUGCUUGCUUCAGACAGUGCAUCAGAUCCCACAGGUGGAUGUGCUCCUGGGAUACACAGACAUCCACGGAGACCUCCUGCCCAUCAACAAUGAUGACAACUACCACAAAGCCCUGUCCUCUGCCAACCCCCUCCUCAGAGUCAUCAUCCAGAAGAAGGCAGAGUCUGACGCUGGUGUCUUCAACUCCAACUCCUUGCAGCGGAAAAAGAAGGGGCUGCUGCGGCCCACACAGUACCGGGCCAAGCACCUCCUCAUCAGCAUGCCCCAGGACUUCAGGCAGAUCUCCUCCAUCAUCGACGUGGACAUCCUGCCCGAGACACACCGCCGUGUGCGGCUCCACAAGCACGGCUCCGACAAGCCCCUGGGCUUCUACAUCCGCGACGGCGUCAGCGUGCGCGUGGCCCCACAGGGCGUCGAGAAGGUGCCUGGCAUCUUCAUCUCCCGCCUGGUGAAGGGCGGCUUGGCCGAGAGCACGGGCCUGCUGGCAGUCAGCGAUGAGAUCCUGGAGGUCAACGGCAUCGAUGUGGCCGGGAAGUCUCUGGACCAGGUGACGGACAUGAUGGUGGCCAACAGCCACAACCUCAUCAUCACCGUCAAGCCGGCCAACCAGCGCAACAACGUCAUCCGCAGCAGCAAGGCCUCGGGCAGCUCCGGCGUCUCCACAGACAGCACCCCCAGCCAGCAGACUCCCAGCCCUGCCUCCCAGUACCUGAGCAACUACAGCACGGCCGAGAGCGACGAGGAGGGCGACCUGGUGAUCGAGAGUGAUGGCGCCCCGCUCUACCUCCCGGGGGGAUGUCCCAAUGGGGGCACCACAGAUGGACCCCUCCGGCGCAGCCUGUCCCCGCGCAGCUCCAGGUUAUCCCUGCAGUCCCUUGGUAGCCACAAUGGCAGCCCUGGCCGUGGCGGUGGGCGGGAGGACGGCACCCUCCUCACCCUAUAGCCACAGGGUCCCCACUGCCCUCAGGUGCCGGAUGGGUUCCCGUGCAGCUGGGCUUGUUGUGGGUGCUGAAGUGAUGCCGUGGCUGGUGGUCAGGGGCAGAGGGGGCUGCCCGCUGCCUCCCCUUGUCCCACUGCAGUCCCCACUCCUGUCAGGCACUGCCCUGUCAAGCCCCCUUGUGUCCCAUCCCCUCUUUUCAACCAAGUGGGUUUUUAAAAUUGUUUUAUCAAAAUAUGCACCAUCCAUUAAUAUAUUGCAAUGGACAGUAAAACCUUUUUCUAGAAAGCUC